Molecule: messenger RNA, 294 nt
Organism: Clunio marinus
Lineage: Eukaryota; Metazoa; Arthropoda; Insecta; Diptera; Chironomidae
Source: the annotation of a GenBank genome assembly
AUGAAUAAAUGGGGUCCCUUAAAAAUUGUAGAUCGUUACCCAAUGUCACAUUGCUAUGACCUUUUGCUCUUGAAUCAUUCAGAUUUGAUAUUAAAGCAAAAACAACAGAGCGUUAAUUACCAAACAAACUUAAAGCAAGGUAUUGCUCCAGGGAACGUUUCUGUCGCUACUAAGAGCUUUUUCCAACAUGCGUUGAUUGUUUUAUGGAAGGUGAGAGGAAGGGAAGCUAAAACUGCUUUAAUAAAGUUGAAGGAAAAAGGAUUGAAUAAUAAAACGGCUAAGGGGAAGGGAUAA